Messenger RNA from Trematosphaeria pertusa, 1746 nucleotides. Its product is annotated as HET-domain-containing protein. The coding region runs from base 235 to 1746 and encodes 503 amino acids. The transcript has a single exon. Lineage: Eukaryota; Fungi; Ascomycota; Dothideomycetes; Pleosporales; Trematosphaeriaceae. The record is from RefSeq and is a predicted model, not a curated record.
GGAAGGUGGUGGGUUGGGAGGAAGAAAAUUAUCUGGAGCUGAAGCACUCUAGCAGCUUGGACACGGCCGCCCACGACAGCGGCGUCUGACGGCCGUACACAUCCUUCGAGUCGACGUCGACCUUGCCCGUCGCGAGCAGCAGCUUGACUAUAGCCUCGUGCCCUCUCUCGGCCGCCCACGACAGCGGCGUCCGACCGUCCUUAUCCUUCGAGCCGACGUCGACCUUACCCAAGGAUGUUCUUGUCAAGAUUUUGGAAGGAUACUUCGACCUUAAAGAUUGUCAAAUUUCAGCCUGAUCUCGACGAUCCAACAAACGAUCCUGCUGCUCCUCCUUCAGCCUUGCUACCUCAGAUACUCUGCAAGGACACCUACACCUACACAGAUUUCAACAAUGAUCGGAACGAAAUCAGGUUACUCCGGAUCGAGCCUCGAAGGACACCUGACAGUCCCGAAGAUCCAAUUCGAUGCGAAUUGAAGGUCUUUCCCCGAGCCACUGUUCCGCCAUACCAGGCCUUGUCGUACAUGUGGGGCCAACCCUCACCCACAUUCAAAAUUUUUAUCAAUGGCCGCACCUUCACUGUGCGCAAGAACUUAUGUGACUUUCUGCUGGCAGCGAGACGAAACUCGUGGAUCAGCACUUGGAUCUGGAUCGAUCAACUGUGUAUCAAUCAAGAGAAUUUGUCGGAGCGUUCUUCUCAAGUGGAGAACAUGGGGACUACGUACGAGGAUGCUAAAGAGGUGCUCAUAUGGCUUGGACAUCAUGGCUGGAUUGGCGAUGUGGCGAUCGAGAAGAUGAGGAACGAGAUCUUCUCCACCCACGAACGGGACGAAGGCGAUCCAGAUGGUGAUGUUCAUCACGCAAUAAUAUCGAAUCCAUACUGGACGAGGAUGUGGAUUGCGCAAGAGAUCCAUCUCGCACGUAGAAUAUGCAUUCUUUGCAGUAACAGUUGCUUAUCUUGGCCCGAAGUUGAAUGCAGCGAGUGGUGGUGGUCAAAUCCUUUUGCUAUCGGCCAUGAAGUCAUCCGCGAAAAGUUGGAUCCGUAUGGGGAGGCGGACGUACCAAGCACCGAGCAAGACUAUAACGCAUUGCAUGGAGCAAAACAAAGGACAAUUGCAGCCCCUCGAGACUAUUACAAGCUUGUCCUAGCAAUCAAUGGAUGCAUAUGGGCGAGUUGCCAGGACCCCCGCGACAGGAUAUACGCUAUCAUGGGCAUAGUCGAACCAGAACAGCGUCUCGUUAUCGACUAUUCGAAAUCAACAGAGGAAGUCUUUCUCGACACAUUGCAUAAAGUGCUGAUGGUUUGCGGGAACCUUGAGCCCGGACGCAUACUCUAUAUGCUUCUAGCGCUUGCCGCCGAGAUGAAUCUACUUGGUGACCUCGAAACGAAAGACGUUGAAAAGCUCUAUGUCGUUGUAGAAGGAAGACGUGCUGACUGCCAUCGACCAUUGCCAGUCGUCAUGGAUCUCGUCUACCGCUCCGGCGAGCUUGUACCAUUGGAUUUCAACUCUUCCUAUGGUGAUUUUUCGCACAAUUAUGAUGAUGUACAGGAGAUAGAGUUGGAUGAUAAAAUCCCCCCAGAACAAUGGCCCUGGAGAUAUGACCUCCAACUUUCAGAGCUUCACGGGCGGCUGGACUUGUAUGCAAAGAUCUUGAAGGCGCGGAAACAUUGGAAGAUGACAGAUAAAUGUUGCAAGGGGAAUUGUAUGAAUGGCUUGCUGCCCUUAUGUAUAACCAGCCGGUGGUAG